AUGGCGACCCUAGAAGCUGGCAAUGCCAGCCCGUUGGACGUGGCCACGGACAGCAACGGGCCCAUUGAGUACGCGAAGGGCUUCAAGCUGGCUAUGAUGAUGGUCACCAUCAACCUCAGCACCCUGAUCGCAUCUCUAGAUCUUGGUAUCCUCGCCACGGCCAUCCCGGCCAUCACGGACGAGUUCCACGUGCUCAACCAGGUCGGCUGGUACAGCGGCGCCUGCUUCAUCCUCGUCGGCGCCACCUCUGCCAUGUGGGGCAAGAUGUUCACGUACCUCUCGGCGCAAUGGGUCUUCAUGUCCUCGCUGUUCAUAUACCUCAUCGGAAGCAUUGUCGCCGCCGCGGCACCCAGCAGCGAGGCCUUGAUCGCCGGUCGAGCUAUCCAGGGCGUCGGGUGUUCAGGCACGCUCGCCGGCUCCGUCAUCAUCAUCAACUUCGCCGCCGAUCCGAGGCAGAGACCCCUGCUCAUCGGCACAUGGUUCGGCGUGUUCAUGCUGGCGACCAUUCUCGGGCCCUUGCUCGGCGGCGUCUUCACCGACGAGGUCACCUGGCGGUGGUGCUUCUGGAUCAACCUGCCGAUAGGGGGUCUCGCGCUCGUCAUGCAGUUCUUCUUCCUGCGCAUGCCCAGGCACGUCAAGCCCGUCCCGGGCAGUUGGAAGGAGAUCUUGCUGCAUCUUGAUUUCCCGGGUUUCGCCCUGGUGCUCACCUCGCUUGCGUGCUACACUUUGGCCUUGCAAUGGGGUGGCUUGACGAAACCAUGGAGAUCCGUUAUUGCGACGCUCGUACUAUUUGCCCUCUUGACAAUCGGGUUCUUCGUCUGUGAGUGGAUUCAGGGCCGGCAAGCCAUGAUCCCGCUCGACCUAUUCAAGCCGCGCAAGUUAUGGUCGCAGACUCUGUUUGCUUGGUUGUACAACUGCCCGAGCUUCCAGAUCCUGUUCUUCCUCCCCAUAUACUUCCAGUCCGUGAAGGGCACUUCCGCUAUCACCAGUGGAGUCUACCAGCUUCCAUAUGUGGUGUUCUUCGCUUUGGGCUCAUUGACCAGCGGUGCCGUCAUUGGAGCGACACGCCGCGUGCAGCCUGUGGAGCUAGCCGGCGCGUUGAUUGCCACCCUCGGCGCCGCUUUGGUUUACCAGUUGGAUACCGACUCGUCGAAGGCCUGGUACAUCGGCGCGCAGGUUCCUCUCGGCUUUGGUCUGGGCCUCGGAAGCCAAGUCCCCGUCACUGCGCUGCAGGGGUUCUCGAGGCCUGAACUCGCCGGCGUUAUGACCGGUGGCCUAUUUGUGUGCCAAACCAUCAGCGGCGGUCACUUCACGACGGCAGCCAACUCGAUUCUGGACAACCUCUUGCUGAAAGACAUCAUGCGCUCGGCGCCCCAAAUCGACGCGCAGCAAGUCCUCGCUACUGGCGCGUCGGAAAUCCGCAAGGUAUUCAAGGGUGACGAUCUGACAGCUGUGAUCAACGCCUACAUGACCGGUAUCAAGGGCAUCUUUGCCUUCAUCUUGGCCAGCGCGGCGUUCACCGUCGUCUUGGCUCUCGUCAUCCCCUUCGACAAGCUUCCUAGCCACGACGACAAGAAGACGGAAGAGACCACGACUGGCGAGGAGGGGAAGGAGACGGUGGCUGCUUGA
Messenger RNA from Anthostomella pinea, 1629 nucleotides. Lineage: Eukaryota; Fungi; Ascomycota; Sordariomycetes; Xylariales; Xylariaceae. The record is from the annotation of a GenBank genome assembly.